Chilo suppressalis (striped riceborer) is the source of this 4341-nucleotide messenger RNA. The record is from the annotation of a GenBank genome assembly. NCBI's taxonomy places the organism in Eukaryota, Metazoa, Arthropoda, Insecta, Lepidoptera, Crambidae.
GACAGAAUUGACACAACAAAUAAUUGUGAAUUUACGUUCAAUGUUCAUUUUGUGCUUAAUUUUUUAAUUUACAUUUAUAAUCUUAGGAAAAAUGGAUGAAGUAGCUAAAUUAGAGCAUUUGUCUCUAGUGUCCAAAAUAUGCACUGAAUUAGAUAAUCAUUUAGGUCUGAACGAUAAAGAUCUUGCUGAAUUUAUAAUCGACCUAGCUGAUAAAAAUCCAACAUUUGAAAGUUUUAAAAAAGCUUUAAUUGAUAAUGGAGCAGAAUUUUCAGACUCUUUCAUGACCAACUUACUUCGUAUAAUACAACACAUGAAGCCAGCAAAUUCCACUGAAAAAUCUAUUGAAGUUCAUUCUGAUAAGAACCCAUUAGCUACUAAGUUUCCUGGUUUGGCAAUACCAAAUGAAAAACCACCUAUAUUUUCAUCUGACGAUGAAAGUAGUGAUGAUGACAGAAAUGAAAAGAAAAAGAAAAGAAUGACAUCUAAAGACAUAUUCAAAGGUGAAGAUAAAUUUAAAAAAGAUGAUGUUGUUGAUAAAGCUAUGGCUGAAUUGGAAGCUUUAGCUCCUUCCAAUUCUCACACAAAACCUGAAAACCAAUUAGAUAUCAAUAAGUGUGAUGACAGCAAUAAAACUUUAAAAGAUAGCAAAAGUCAAAAAAGAGACAGGUCCAAAGAAAGGAGAAGACCUAGUAGGAGUAGAGAUAAGAGAAGUCAUAGUCGAGACAGGAGGAGUCAUAGCAGAGAUAGAGACAGAAGAAAUAGGUCAAGAAGCAGACAUAGACACAGAUCAAAAGACAGGCAACGGUCUAGAUCGAGAGAUAGACAUAGAUCAAGAUCACGAGAUAAACGAAGGUCAAGGUCACGGGAUAAACGAAGGUCAAGGUCACGGGAUAAACGAAGGUCAAGGUCACGGGAUAAACGUAGGUCAAGGUCAAAAGAAAAAUACGGACAAUCUAGGUCACAAGGUAGAAGAUCAAGGGAUCGAUCACCCUCUCGCAACAGAGAAGAAAAACAAAGAUAUGGUGACUCAUUCAAAAAACCAAGAAAAAAAAGUCCGGAUAUUGAAAUGAGUGAUGAUCCAGAACCUGGGAAGAUUUACAAUGGAUGCGUUGCAAACAUUGUUGCCUUUGGUUGUUUUGUUCAAAUUGAGGGACUGAGGAAGAGGUGGGAAGGCUUAGUACAUAUCUCACAGCUACGUUCGGAAGGCAGAGUCACUAAUGUUUCUGAUGUGGUAUCAAGAGCAGAUAAAGUUAAAGUCAAAGUGCUGUCAAUAACUGGGCAAAAGGUGUCACUCACCAUGAAGGAUGUCUGUCAGGAAACAGGAAAAGAUCUGAACCCAACAUCACAUGCUCAUUUAGAGGCUGAACGUGAAGGACGUAAUCCUGACCGUCCUGCAGCCAACGCCACAGUUCUAGCGGGGCUGCAGGGCGCCAUCGACCCAGACGAGGACUCUAGUCGCAAGAGAGUCACCAGGAUCUCCAGCCCUGAGCGCUGGGAGAUUAAGCAGAUGAUAUCAUCUGGAGUCAUCGACAAGAGUGAACUGCCAGAUUUCGACGAAGAAACAGGCCUACUGCCUAAAGAUGAAGAAGGCGAGGCUGAUACGGAGAUAGAACUAGUCGAAGAAGAGCCACCGUUCUUGCAAGGCCACGGGCGAGCGUUACACGAACUAUCUCCCGUAAGGAUAGUCAAGAACCCGGAUGGGUCUUUAGCGCAAGCGGCGAUGAUGCAGAGCGCGCUUGCCAAAGAGAGGAGGGAGCAAAAGAUGAUUCAGCGAGAACAGGAGAUGGAGAGUCUUCCGACUGGGUUGAAUAAAAACUGGAUCGACCCGUUGCCAGAAGUAGAUGGAAGAGCAUUAGCGGCCAAUAUGCGUGGCACAGGAAUAACACCCCAAGAUCUACCCGAGUGGAAGAAACAUGUCAUCGGUGGGAAGAAGUCCUCCUUCGGCAAGAAAACUAAUCUAUCUCUGCUGGAGCAGAGGCAGUCGCUCCCGAUUUACAAACUCAGAGAUGAAUUGACUAAGGCAGUGGCUGAUAACCAAAUCCUGAUCGUAAUCGGCGAGACGGGGUCCGGUAAGACGACUCAAAUAACGCAGUACUUGGCGGACUGCGGGCUCACUGCACGAGGAAAGAUUGCUUGUACGCAACCGAGAAGAGUGGCCGCCAUGUCGGUCGCCAAACGGGUGGCAGAAGAAUUCGGGUGUCGCUUAGGACAAGAAGUCGGAUAUACCAUACGAUUCGAGGACUGCACCAGCCCCGAUACUGUCAUCAAAUACAUGACAGAUGGUAUGUUACUCCGCGAGUGUCUGAUGGACCUGGAUCUCAAGUCGUACUCCGUUAUAAUGUUGGACGAAGCCCACGAGCGUACGAUAAACACAGACGUGCUAUUCGGAUUACUCAAGCAAGCGGUGCAGAAACGACCCGAACUCAAACUGAUCGUCACAUCAGCCACAUUAGAUGCCGUCAAAUUCUCACAAUACUUCUUCGAAGCACCCAUCUUCACAAUCCCGGGAAGAACGUUUCCCGUCGAAGUUCUGUAUACAAAGGAGCCUGAAACAGAUUAUUUGGACGCCUCUUUAAUAACUGUAAUGCAGAUCCAUUUGAGAGAGCCGCCUGGUGAUAUCUUGCUGUUCUUGACGGGGCAGGAGGAAAUCGAUACGGCUUGCGAGAUACUGUACGAGCGAAUGAAGUCCUUAGGGCCGGAUGUUCCAGAGUUGAUUAUCCUACCGGUGUAUUCAGCUCUGCCAUCGGAAAUGCAAACGAGAAUAUUCGAGCCGGCGCCGCCUGGAUCCCGGAAGGUGGUGAUAGCCACAAAUAUAGCUGAGACUUCCCUCACGAUAGACGGAAUUUACUACGUGGUGGACCCAGGAUUCGUAAAGCAGAAAGUGUACAACUCCAAGACGGGGAUGGACUCGUUGGUGGUCACGCCGAUUUCACAGGCAGCGGCAAAACAGCGUGCUGGAAGGGCAGGACGAACGGGUCCCGGUAAAUGUUACCGGCUGUACACGGAGCGCGCCUACCGCGACGAGAUGCUGCCCACGCCCGUGCCCGAGAUACAGCGCACCAACCUCGCCACCACGGUGCUGCAGCUGAAAACAAUGGGCAUCAACGACCUGCUGCACUUCGACUUCAUGGACGCGCCGCCCGUGGAGUCGCUCAUCAUGGCGCUGGAGCAGCUGCACUCGCUCUCCGCGCUUGAUUCCGAGGGACUGCUCACCAGGCUGGGCCGCAGGAUGGCGGAAUUCCCCCUCGAGCCGAAUCUCUCCAAGAUCCUCAUAAUGUCGGUGGCCCUCCAAUGCUCCGACGAGAUCUUGACCAUAGUGUCGAUGCUGAGCGUACAGAACGUGUUCUACCGGCCCAAAGACAAACAAGCCCUGGCUGAUCAGAAGAAGGCAAAGUUUAACCAACCUGAGGGCGACCACUUGACUCUACUUGCGGUUUAUAAUAGUUGGAGGAACAAUAAGUUCUCUAACGCGUGGUGCUAUGAGAAUUUUGUACAGAUUAGAACGCUAAAGAGGGCGCAGGACGUGAGGAAGCAACUACUUGGAAUCAUGGACAGGCACAAGUUAGACGUGGUUUCCGCUGGUAAGAACACGGUGCGCAUCCAGAAGACCAUCUGCUCUGGUUUCUUCCGGAAUGCGGCCAAGAAGGACCCGCAGGAAGGGUACCGCACGCUGGUGGACAGCCAGGUCGUCUACAUACACCCCUCGAGCGCACUGUUCAACAGGCAACCGGAAUGGGUUAUCUACCACGAGCUGGUGCAGACCACCAAGGAGUACAUGCGCGAAGUGACGACCAUCGACCCCAAGUGGCUGGUGGAGUUCGCGCCGGCCUUCUUCAAGUUCUCAGACCCCACCAAACUGUCCAAGUUCAAGAAGAACCAAAGGCUCGAGCCGCUCUACAACAAAUACGAAGAACCCAACGCCUGGAGGAUAUCCAGAGUGCGAAGAAGAAGAAAUUAGGGCUCGUCUACGUCUUAUAUACUGGUAAUUCACAUGGCCAGGCGUAUUUGCCAUGUGAACUGCUAGUAAUUAAAAAAAAAUUCAGACACAUUUCUGACUUACAUUUCGCAUUUUGCUCGAGCGACGCGAUUAAUUAUGCUGGCAACAUUUCGCAUUACUCACUUCUUAAGAACAAAUAGUUGCAUGAAUUUAAAGUUCAAAAUCACUUGCACUGGAUGAAAUGUAUUUAGGUCUGUGUCUGGCUGAAAAACAGGCUAUAUUAUUACACAUUGAUAUUUAUUUACAUGCAGAUCAAACACAAAAUCUUGAAAAACUGUAGUGAAAGUUAUUAAAGAUUCUGCUGUGAAGAAAGAAUAUGAUGGAUAAUAUAAAUAUUAACAGAC